Oncorhynchus nerka (sockeye salmon) is the source of this 5915-nucleotide messenger RNA. RefSeq names its product leucine-rich repeat-containing protein 1-like. NCBI's taxonomy places the organism in Eukaryota, Metazoa, Chordata, Actinopteri, Salmoniformes, Salmonidae. Gene Ontology annotation, cellular component: postsynaptic density; postsynaptic membrane; basolateral plasma membrane. Gene Ontology annotation, biological process: receptor clustering; establishment or maintenance of epithelial cell apical/basal polarity; cell-cell adhesion. Gene Ontology annotation, molecular function: protein binding. The transcript has 14 exons. The record is from RefSeq and is a predicted model, not a curated record. The coding region runs from base 425 to 1996 and encodes 523 amino acids.
GGAGUGAAUGUUCCGGGUCAGACUGAGAGGAAAUUAACUCUGGGACAAGGAAAACAGUAGGUUACACGAAAUAAAACAGAGAUGUGAUCGUUUUCUGGACACGAUUAGAAAAACUACUAACAUCCCAGUGGCGACGUGAUAAAGAUAAAGAACCAAGCGAAAAUCAGGUGUCUACAACUAUUCAAAGUGAGAUAGACAGCGUAUGUAUUCCAUGGUGUCCAGUGCAAUUUAUUUACGCCUGUGGAGGUGGUUUCGAUGUUUGUUUUCUUUGAAAAUUCGUUCGAAUAGCAAGAAGGUGUUUGGCAAGCCAUCUAGCUAGUUCAGUACGAAUAGUAGCUGUCCGUAUUCAGUUGCGCCUUCCGUUUAUUUUAUUUUACGUCUUUUCGGGCUAUUUUUUAAGAACGGAUUUUGCCAUCACCCCGUGAUGUUUCAGUGUAUACCCCUGUGGCGGUGCAAUCGUCAUGUUGAAUUGAUCGAUAAGCGACACUGUUCUCUGUUAUACGUUCCGGAUGAGAUCUACCGCUACAGUCGGAGUUUGGAGGAGCUUUUGCUGGAUGCUAACCAACUCAGUGACUUGCCCAAGCCAUUUUUUCAGCUGCUAAAGCUACGAAAGCUGGGCCUGAGUGACAACGAGAUCCAAAGACUUCCUCCAGAAAUUGCAAACUUCAUGCAGCUGGUAGAACUUGAUGUCUCUCGUAAUGACAUCAUGGAAAUUCCAGAGAGCAUUUCUAACUGUAAAGCUCUCCAAGUAGCAGACUUUAGUGGAAACCCAUUAACAAGAUUGCCUGAGAGUUUUCCAGAGCUUCAGAAUUUAACAUGCCUUUCCAUCAAUGACAUUUCGUUGCAGGCUCUUCCCGAAAACAUUGGAAACCUCUCCAACUUGGUAUCACUGGAACUCAGAGAGAAUCUGCUGACAUAUUUACCAGAGUCACUAUCGCUACUUCACAGACUUGAAGAACUUGACCUAGGGAACAAUGAACUUUACAAUUUGCCAGAAACAAUAGGAUGUCUUGUCAGCUUAAAGGACUUGUGGCUGGAUGGAAACCAGUUGGCUGAAAUACCUGCAGAGAUGGGCAGCAUGAAAAGCCUCCUGUGUCUAGAUGUAUCAGAGAACAAGCUGGAGCACCUUCCAGAAGAGAUGGGUGGCCUGGUCUCCCUUACUGACCUGCUGGUGUCCCAGAACCUCAUCAAUGCUCUGCCAGAGGGCAUAGGAAAACUAAGGCGACUGUCGAUAUUGAAAGCAGACCAGAAUCGGCUUGCCCAGCUACCAGAGAGCAUUGGCAACUGUGAGAGUCUCACUGAACUGGUGCUCACUGAGAAUCGGCUACAGAGUUUGCCAAGAAGUAUUGGUAAACUAAAGAGACUUUCCAACUUCAACUGUGAUAGGAACCGACUAGCGUCAUUGCCAAAAGAGAUUGGAGGCUGCAGUAGCCUGAAUGUCUUCUGUGUUCGAGGGAACAGGCUGACAAGAAUUCCCUCUGAGAUCUCUCAGGCCACAGAACUGCAUGUGUUUGAUGUGUCUGGAAAUAGACUACUCCACCUACCCAUAUCUCUGACCAUGCUGCGACUCAAGGCCCUGUGGCUGUCAGAGAACCAGUCUCAGCCUCUACUCACCUUCCAGAAUGACAUGGAUCCAGAGUCGGGGGAAAAAGUGCUCACCUGUGUUCUCCUGCCCCAGCAGCCUUUAGAACCUGACAGUAAAGGCUCAGACAACCUUGCUCGCUGCGGUGCUCUGGAAAGCCUGGUGAAUGACGUGGUGGAUGACACCUGGGAUGACAGGGCCAUGAACAGGAUCAGUGCCAUCCACUUCCUGGAUGAUAACGAUGACGAGGAUGAUGAAAAGGGAACGCUGAUGCGACGGGCCACUCCUCACCCAGGCGAGCUGAAGACUAUGAAGAAAGCAGCGGAGAACCUCCGCAACGACCUGAACGCUGCCAAAGGCCUGGAUUCCAACAAAAACGAGGUCAAUAAUGCUACAGUCACCACGUCUGUGUGACUCUUACCUCAGAAACAUUCUUACCUCUUGUUUCUCUCACCAUGUUCUCCUGCCCAACCCCUUGAACCUACUUUUCCCCACAAACCCCUCUGCGAUCUACCUACCCCUCCUGCAGCUCAUCCCUGGGACUCUGCUGUGAUCCUCUUGUCCAGUAUCUUACUUCAUCUCCAAUACCCUGCACGGUAUCUGGCUCAGACUACCAGGGCCCAUGUGCCUUCUUUUCAAACUAUUGUGCUAUCUUUUCAAACAGCAAUAAUAUGAACAGGUGUGUUCCUUUUUAAAGGUAUUUUUUAAAGUUAGUGCUUUUUAAAGAUGUAUUUUUUCCUUCUUUUUUUUUUACAGACAAUGGGUAGUUGCACUACUGUAAGUCUUAAGUAUAUUAAAUAUUGUUGACAUCUUUAUAUAUAUUUGUUUUAUUUUUUAAAUACUGGGGGAAUAUUUCUUUUUACAUUUUGGGGAUACUUAGUUUUUGGACCUACUGAUUUAAGGAUUAUUGUAUAGUCAUUUGUGAAUAUCGAUAUUUUAUACUUUUUGGCAGCUCAGAUGGUGUAAAUUAAAACAAUGUAUAGCAAGUUUCUUAAACUAUCGCAGAAUUUAAAAAAUGUUAUCUUGGUAUUUGGUACGUAUUUUAUUUCCUUUUUAGUGUUUUCCUUUUAAGUAAAAAAAAUAAAAUAAAAUGCAGUUGCUAAUGUCUUAUCAAAACAAUAUAAUUCCCUUUGGGUGAGUAGACAGCCUCAAAUCUUCUUUUCUACUCCAUUGUCUAACUUCUUAAUCAAAUCCUAAACUCAUUUUUAUAUAGACAUGUUUGGUAAUUUUGUAAUUAAGUUUGGAACAUGUACCGUAACCACUCUCCCUCUUACUUUCUUUCAUUGCGAUUCACUGCUUUGAAAUGUUUUCUUAAUACCAGAUACCAGAAACAGCUGCAUUUUAACAUUUGUCACUUUCUCCCUUUAACACAUGAGCUUAGACUUUCAAUGGCCAAUUUCAUUACAAACAAGGUAAUAAGAACCAGGGUGGAAUCUUUUGAAAAUGCAGUUUAAGCAUACACUAAUGCACUUCUUAGUUUAUUGCGUCUUAAUAAAACGGAAUGUUCUUCAAAUGGUACACUACAACAUUGAUUUAACUUUUUUUGUUUUAAAUGUAUUUCAAGGAGAGGACCAUAUAAAUUUGUUUUAAUGUGGAUUUCAUCUUUCUUUUUAAAUUAUUUUCUUUUAAUGAUCAAGCUGCACAAAAACACAAUUUGAAAUUGGCAUGGACACUGAGCCUACAGAUUUGGAUGACUUUUAACCACUGAUAAAAUAAAAUGGGUUUAAAACCAAACAUGAUUCGUUAUUCCCCUUAACUUCGUUUUUAGUCCAUUAGUCUUUAGUGUUUCAGCCUUUAGUCCUUUAUGAAAAAUGUAGACCUUCUGUUUUUGCUUCACCAUCUCACAAUUGUUAACACGUCAUCUAACGUCUCAUAACUGUUAACAUGUCAAAUCAUAAAUGCCAUAUUUUUUGUAUUCAAGCCGCACAUGCCCGUUAUCAUUGAUUAUUCUUAAAUACUGUAUGUAUUUGCCAUUAAAAUUGAAUUAGAUUUUAACCGUUUAAUUUCAAUUUGUUUUAAAGGAAAUCACUCAUAGUUUUAACAAAGCCCAUUGAUAAAAAGCUCAUCAGGGUGGUCAUUCACACGUUAGUACUUUUUCCUCAACCAUUCAUCUCCUGUUUUGUCCAUCCAACUUGUAUUGCAUGACUUGUAUAUAUAGUAUGCAACACCUCACCUAUCUGUCAUGUGCUGUAUGUGAAGUCUGCUUGUCUUGAAAUGAGAUUGUAAGUAUGGACUGCAUUCAAUGUUGCAUUCACAAAGUUUAAAUUCCAUGUGUUUAUCUCAAGUAGAUGUUUAUAUUGUAUUAAUACAAUGCAAUGGGUAUCGUUAUCCCUAACUGUUCCCUGGUUUUAUUUAGGCUUGUAAAGGCAAAUUAUACAUCCCCUGAACAGCUUGUAUGAUUUUCAAGUCUACAGUACCUUCAGAAAGUAUUCAUACCUCUUGACUUAUUCCACAUUUUGUUCUUACAGCCUGAAUUCAAAAUGGAUGAAAUAUAUUUUCCCCACCUAUCUACACACAAUACCCCAUAAUGACAAAGUGAAACAUGUUUUUAGACAUUUUUGCUAAUUUAUUGAAAAUGAAAUACAGAAAUAUCUCAUUUACAUAAGUAUUGACCCGCCUGAGUCAAUACAAGUUAGAAUUACCGCUGUGAGUCUUUCUGGGCAAGUCUCAGAGCUUUGCACACCUGGAUGGUACAAUAUUUGCCCAUUAUUCUUUUCAAACCACUUCAAGCUCUGGCAAAUUGGAUGUUUAUCGUUGCUAGACAACCAUUUUCAAGAUUUGCCUAGGGUUUCAAGUAGAUUUAAGUCAAAACUGUAACUCAGCUAUACAGGAACAUUCACUGUCUUCUUGGUAAGCAACUCCAGUAUAGAUUUGUUUUAGGUUAUUGGGGGGAAUUAAUCUCCCACUAUCUGGUGGAAAGCAGACUGAACCAGGUUUUACUCCAGGAUUUUGCCUGUGCUGAUAGGUGAAUUAAUCUCUCCGUUUCUUGUGGAAAGCAGACUGAACCAGGUUUUACUCCAGGAGUUUGCCUGUGCUGAUAGGUGAAUGAAUCUCCCCGUUUCUUGUGGAAAGCAGACUGAACCAGGUUUUACUCCAGGAGUUUGUCUGUGCUUAGCUCCAUUCAGUUUCUUUUUGUAUCCUGAAAAACUCCCCAGUCUGUAAUGAUUACAAGCAUACUCAUAACAUGAUGCAGCCGCCACUAUGCUUGAAAAAUAUGGAGUAUACAGAUAGCUUAGUGGUUAGUGUUGGCCAGUAACCGAAAGGUUACUGUAUCAAAUCCCGAGCUGACAAGGUAAAAAUCUGUCAUUCUGCCCCUGAACAAGGCAGUUAACACACUGUAGGCCGUCAUUGUAAAUAAGCAUUUGUUCUUAACUGACUUUUUUUUUUAUAAAUAAAAAAGUGUUGUAUUGGAUUUGCCCCAAACAUAACACUGUAUUGAGAACAGGAUGCAUGUUUUGGAAUAGCUUUCUGUACAGGCUUCCUUUUCACUCUAUCAAUUAGGUUAGUAUUGUGGAGUAACAAGAAUGUUGUUGAUCCAUCCUCAGUUCUCGUAUCGCAGUCAUUAAACUCUGUUUUAAAAUCCCUGGGUGGUUUUCUUCCUCUCCGGCAAGUGAGUUAGGAAGGGCGCCUGUAUCUUUGUAGUGACUGGGUGUAUUGAAACACCAUGCUCAAAGAGAUAUGUUUACCCAUCUACUAAUACUGUAGGUGCCCAUCUUUGUGAGACAUUGUAAAUCCUUCCUGUCUUUGUGGUUUAAUCUUUGUUUGAAAUUCACUGUGGGACUGAGGGACCUUAAAGAUAAUUGUAUGUGUGGGAUACAGAGAUGAGGUAGUAAUUCCAAAAUCAUGUUAAACGCUAUUAUUAUUAAACAGAGGCCAUGCAGUUUAUUAUGUGACUUGUUAAACAAAUGGGUUUAAUAUUUAAUGACUCAAGACAUUUCAGCUUUUAAUUUUUAAUUACUUUGUAAACAUUUCAAACAACUUCAUUCCACUUUGACAUAAUGGGGUAUUGUGUGUAGGCCAGUGACCAUAAAUCCCAUUUUUAAUCCAUUUUAAAUUCAGGCUGUAGCUCAACAAAAUGUAAGUCAAGUGUUUGUGAAUACUUUCUGAAGGCACGAUAUCACCCUGCUUCUGAAGUGUUCUAGUCCUUAAUAGAUAACCAAUAGAACUGUAUAGCUUACUUCUCCUUAUCUGCCAUUUUGUAAAGGAAAUGUGUACAUCUCCCAAAGGGACUGACUCUCUGAUUUCAUCAUUCCUGGAAAGGCAGAGCUCACAGUUUCCCGCCAUGUCAGUAGACUUCUAUAAUUGAUUAAAGCCUCUAGAUUGCUACAAUAUC